CCGCUCGCUUCCCAUUCUUCCUCAUACACAGACACACAACAUGGCGGUCUAGAAUGGUCGACCGACGCGCCCGAGCUUACCAACUGUGGGAUUUAGCCCCGAAUAUGCCCGGAGGACACAUCUUGAAGCGGCGAUCCAUGAGGGCGGAUUGAGGAAUUUAAUCGGAAUUGCGACACUUUUUCUUGGAUUGACCACGUCAACUGACAGCGGAGUGUUGGCGGCGUAUCCCAGAUCGCGUUCGCCUCCCUCUUCUGAUAUCGCCAGGUCCCCCACCCCGCUCUCCCUCUCGGCUCCAGGGGUGUGGAGACAGGGGCCGGGGCCGAUAGCGUGGACAAGCAAUCGGGCCCACAUUCCGACUUUCUUUGGCCUUUCCUCCCUCCUUCAGAGCUUCCUUUGGGCGUUACUGGAGUCUUGAAAACUGCUGUGCGAAUGAGUGACUGAUCUCAACUCCGCUUUUUCGGGGCAGAAUGGGUGUGUGUCCCUUGCUCCUGUUGCUAGGUCUCGCCCUCGGGGUCUCAACCCAAGAUCAUGUCCUGGUCACAAGUACUCCAAAUAUUUCUACAAACGCAACACAGCCUCCCACGGCACGUGUCAUCAACAUCACCACCGCACCCACACUCUCCCCCACUGUGCCACCCGCAACAGCGCCCCUGGGAGCCGCCCCGACGACGACAGCAAUAGCAAAAGCGGCCGUUGGCGAGGAUGUCCAAGAGGAAGGUUCCAACGCCACCAUCAUUUUGGCAACGAUUCCUCCACCCCCACCUCAAGCGCCGACUGAUGGCCCUCUGCCAACGCUCAGCCCAGUGACUCCAUCUCCUACCACUUUAGUGGGCAGUGAGAAUGGGACCACACCAUCCAUUCUAGACACCCCUACACCUGACCUAUAUGAUGACAUGACCAUGGAGACGGAGACCACCGCAGAACCUGACAGGAAUUACACCCCAGAUGGUAGCCCGCAUGACAACAACACUUCUGAUGACAUGCCAAUCAUAGCGGUGAUGGUGGCCCUGUCUUCCUUGUUGGUCAUUAUAUUUAUCAUCAUCAUCCUCUACAUGCUCAGGUUUAAAAAAUACAAGCAGGCAGGAAGCCACUCCAACUCCUUCAGAUUGACCAAUGGAAGAUCAGAUGAUACCGAACUCCAGAGUGUUCCGCUAUUGGCCCGUUCUCCCAGCACAAACAGGAAGUACCCACCCCUUCCUGUCGACAAGCUCGAGGAAGAAAUGAAUCGUCGCAUGGCUGAUGACAACAAGCUAUUCAGGGAGGAGUUUAACGCUCUGCCAGUCUGCCCCAUUCAGGCGACGUGUGACGCCGCAUCCAAGGAAGAGAAUAAAGAAAAGAACAGAUAUGUCAACAUCCUGCCCUACGAUCACUCCAGGGUGCAUCUGUCAUCACUGGAAGGAGUGCCAGACUCUGACUUCAUCAAUGCCUCCUUUAUAAAUGGUUACCAAGAGAAGAAUAAGUUUAUUGCAGCUCAAGGACCCAAGGAGGAAACAGUAAAUGACUAUUGGCGGAUGAUCUGGGAGCAGAACACAGCCACCAUUGUGAUGGUGACCAAUCUGAAGGAGAGGAAAGAGUGUAAGUGUGCCCAGUACUGGCCGGACCAGGGCUGUUGGACAUAUGGGAACAUCCGUGUUUCUGUGGAAGACACAAUGGUUCUCGUCGAUUACACCAUCCGCAAGUUUUGUAUCCAACAGGUUGGGGAUGUAUCUGGAAAAAAGCCUCAAAGGCUUGUCACUCAGUUCCACUUCACCAGCUGGCCGGAUUUCGGCGUUCCUUUUACGCCCAUUGGUAUGCUGAAGUUUCUCAAGAAAGUCAAAACGUACAACCCUCAAUAUGCUGGUCCCAUUGUGGUCCAUUGUAGCGCGGGAGUGGGAAGAACGGGUACGUUCAUGGUGAUAGAUGCCAUGUUGGAUAUGAUGAACACCGAGAGGAAGGUGGACGUGUUUGGAUUUGUCACCAGGAUUCGAGCCCAGAGAUGUCAGAUGGUCCAGACUGAUAUGCAGUACGUGUUCAUCUUCCAAGCGUUGUUAGAGCACUAUUUGUACGGAGACACUGAGCUGGAGGUGACUUCUCUGGAGUCCCACCUGGCUAAAUUGUACGCCCCUUCGCCAGGAGCCGGCUGCAGUGGUUUGGAGGCUGAAUUCAAGAAACUGACAUCCAUCAAAAUCCAGAAUGACAAGAUGAGAACAGGCAAUCUGCCUGCCAACAUGAAGAAGAACCGAGUACUACAGAUCAUUCCAUACGAGUUCAACAGAGUGAUCAUUCCGGUCAAACGAGGGGAGGAGAACACCGACUAUGUCAACGCGUCUUUCAUUGACGGCUACCGUCAGAAAGACUCGUACAUGGCAAGCCAAGGCCCCCUGCAGCACACUAUCGAGGACUUCUGGAGGAUGAUCUGGGAAUGGAGAAGCUGCUCAAUAGUCAUGCUCACUGAGCUGGAGGAGAGAGGGCAGGAAAAGUGUGCUCAGUAUUGGCCCAGUGAUGGCGUGGUGGUCUACGGUGACAUCUCCAUUGAACUUAAACGGGAGGAAGAAAGUGAGAGCUACACAGUGCGGGACCUCCUGGUUACCAACAACAGGGAGAACAAAGCUCGAGCAGUGCGUCUGUUUCAUUUCCAUGGCUGGCCAGAAGUGGGCAUCCCCACUGACGGUAAAGGCAUGAUCAAUAUAAUUGCUGCAGUGCAGAAACAGCAGCAGCAGUCCGGCAACCAUCCGAUCACAGUACACUGCAGUGCCGGUGCGGGCAGGACAGGGACAUUCUGUGCAUUGAGUACAGUUCUGGAGAGGGUGAAGGCAGAAGGCAUUUUGGAUGUUUUCCAAACAGUCAAGAGUCUCAGAUUGCAAAGACCCCACAUGGUGCAGACACUGGAGCAGUACGAAUUCUGCUACAAAGUUGUCCAGGAGUAUAUUGAUGCCUUUUCUGACUAUGCCAAUUUUAAAUAGAGACCCGCCACGGAUGGUUGGAUGGAUGUCUACAUAUCAUACUAACACCACAUGCAUGCACCAGAACACACACGAACAUGAGCGUGCAGAAAGCUGCAUACUUCCAGCUGCAAAAUUGUUUUCCUUUUCAAAGUGACACAUCACAUUACGGUUCUGUGGAUGGGACAAACUGCCGUCAGAAAAAGGGAACCGAGUUUUCAGUCUGGAUGGGAGGGCAGUGCAGAAAGGAGAUGCCUUUUUGAGUAUUUUGUAACAUUGCUCUUGUUGAUACAGCCCAUGAUUUUACUUACAUCGACAUAUUUACUGUGUUGCAUCGUUUAACUUUUAUUUUCGGACACAGUUUUGAGUUUGGCUGCAUUUUUGGGUGGCACCUGUAAAUUUUAAUGCUAUAUAUAUAUUAUAAAAUUCUAUAUGAAUACAAAACUAAUGCUUUGGAGGUUUAUGUAAAAUAUUGCUUUUUUUUUUAACUCGCUAAGGACUGAAAACAUCCGAAGCGCCAUGCUGUAGUAACGUACGGUGACAAAGGCGUAAGAUGAACUUGAGAUUUUGGCAGAUCAAUUCAUUCUCACAGAAUCAGUCGUUAUUGUUAUUAGUAUUUUCACACCACUUUGCAAUUCAAAUGUACCAAAUGCACAUUGACAGCAGCCUGGUGCAGUUUUCGGAGGACGUAUUUGUUUGCAUUUAAAAUGCAGGCUGGUGGAGAGGUCACAGUGGCUUCUAAUGUAUGAGCAGAUAGCCAAAGGUUAUCUGUAACUUGGUUCUGCAGCUAAGGAGGCACUCGGAAAAAUAAUUAUUGCGGAUCUUUGUCGGACUGGACAACAGCAGUUUAAAUAUUAUGCUUUUGUUUUUUUUCUGCCCAAUAUAUGGGCAAAUGUAAUCAAACAUAACACUUGAGUCAUUCAGUCCGACUUAAGCAUAGUCCUCCGCAGAGUAUACAUUUAUUAAUUAGGAACAUUUUUGGAAGAACCCUGACCUCAACACAUUAAGAGAAUAAAUAGAUCGGCCUCAAAGUCUUUCCAGGAGAGUGUAAACUGUUUUUGCCUGUAAAGGGGAGCCCAACUCCAUAGAGUAUUUACUUCCAUUUUCUUUUCUGUAUGGUCAGCUAUCCCAAUACUUUUAUCCAUAUAUGUCAGGUAAAAACAGCACAUGCACACCGCAGUAUUUCCUCCAAAGUUGUGUUGAGCCUUUCUUGUAUCACUCAGACAUCGCAACGCAGUUUUGUCGCUUUUUAAAAGAAUGUCCAUUCAUUCCCACCAUGAUGUUGAAGAAUGCCACUUUUUAUUCGAAUGCUGUUUUCUAACAGAAGUAGGUAUUUCCUUCUUUUUUUUUCCACACUGUGUGCCAUGCUGUGUUACUCUUUUCAUUUUUUUCUCCAAAUUGCUGUUCUCUGUGAAACACUCACACUUGAACUACCAUUACAGAUGAGGGUUAUCCCCUCUUGAUGAUUGUAAUGAAAUAAUGAAUGAUGUCAAUUAAGAUGGGGGGGGGGCUAUAAGUCAACCAUGAUCUUUGCUGGAGCAAACCCAGGAAAUGAAGCUCAUCCUCACACACUGGAAAACAAUAAAAAGAGAGCAAGACA
Molecule: messenger RNA, 4521 nt
Organism: Syngnathus acus (greater pipefish)
Lineage: Eukaryota; Metazoa; Chordata; Actinopteri; Syngnathiformes; Syngnathidae
Gene: ptpra
Product: protein tyrosine phosphatase receptor type A
Exons: 22
Coding region: 468-2942 (824 amino acids)
Biological process (GO): protein dephosphorylation
Molecular function (GO): protein tyrosine phosphatase activity
Source: RefSeq, a predicted model, not a curated record